UCUCGGCCCAACAGCCUCCGCUCUUGUGUGGAGUCCAGAGCGCAAAACGCACUUCUUCUGGAGCGACUGGAGAGCGCAAAAGUAGCAGCUCUCCGACCCUGACGCGCACACCGUCUCCGACUUCGGCGGCCACCCCGAAUUCAACUUCACUGAGCGGGAAAAAAAGAGUUUCUUAAAAUCUCCCGGCGGCUCCUCCAGCCAUGGACGCAUCUCGACUCGUUACGCUUUAUCUGGGCCUGCUCCUUGUUUUCCUUGGGAAUAUACCGUGUUUCCAGUCUGCUGCAAUCAUCUCUCCCUCUGCGCCGAGGAGAAACAGAGGAGCCAGGAUCUCCCAUCAGGACGGACAAAGGUCAUCCAAAUUCCUAAAAGACAUUUUCGCGUCUUCGCAUCCUGUCGUGGGCCAUCACAAAGAAGACCUAAAGGACGCUAUUGUGCCGCAUGAAUACAUGCUCUCUAUAUACAGGACAUACUCGGCUGCAGAGAAGCUCGGACUAAACGCGAGUUUUUUCCGCUCUUCUAAAUCUGCCAACACCAUAACAAGUUUUGUGGACAGAGGAACAGACGAUCUUUUGCACUCUCCUCUGCGAAGACAAAAGUAUCUGUUUGAUGUCUCAACCCUUUCAGACAAAGAGGAGCUGGUCGGGGCGGAAUUAAGGAUAUUUAGGAGAGCGCCCGGGGAUUUGCAGACUUCCCUGCAGACGACGGGUCUGUACGACAUCCAGGUCUACCCCUGCCGCUCGGACAGACUGUUGGACUCCAGGUCUCUGGACCCGUUAGACUCCACCAAGGCAGGCUGGGAGGUUUUGGACGUGUGGGAAAUGUUUAAAGCACACCAGCACCACUAUCAUCACCCCUACAAUCAUCAACACUACCAGCACGGGAACCAGCAGCUCUGCUUCCAGCUCCGCGUCACUCUCGGCAAAUCAGACACCGAGGUGGACCUGAGGCAGCUGGGGCUGGACAGGAGCGGCCGGCCCCAGCGGGAGAAGGCCAUCCUGGUGGCCUACACCCGCUCCAAGAAGAGGGAGAACCUGUUCAACGAGAUGAAGGAGAAGAUCAAGUCGAGGAGGUCGGUAGGCGAGAGGGAGGAGGCGGCUGCGGAAGAGGGGGUCUCUCUGAAGGGGGUUAAAGGAGAAGGGCCCCGGCGGCGGCGGAGGACCGCGCUGAGCAACCGACACGGGAAGAGGCAUGGGAAGAAAUCCAAAUCCAGGUGCAGCAAGAAGGCGCUGCAUGUGAAUUUCAAAGAGCUGGGCUGGGACGACUGGAUCAUCGCGCCCCUGGAUUACGAGGCUUACCACUGCGAGGGGGUGUGUGACUUUCCCCUGAGGUCGCACCUCGAGCCGACCAACCACGCCAUCAUACAGACGCUCAUGAACUCCAUGGAUCCCAACAGCACGCCUCCCAGCUGCUGCGUCCCCACCAAACUCAGCCCCAUCAGCAUCCUGUACAUAGACUCAGGCAAUAACGUGGUGUACAAACAGUACGAGGACAUGGUGGUGGAGCAGUGUGGGUGCAGGUAGCGGUCCUUAUUCAUAACAAAGCUUCGAAAGACAGAAAAAUCAAACAUUAGUAUCGAUGGGUCCCAGGUUGAAGAUAAAAAGUCCUUAUGUCCGAAAUGCUUUGACGCAUGACGCGCCUUAUUCAAAAGGGAUGCACGCAAAGGCAAAACCUGCUAUUUAUUCAGACUCAGUCCAGACACAGUAGUUCACACUCUCUGCCUUAACGUGUUAAGCUUUCACUUCCAUCCGUGCAACAAGUUAUCACUGAUCAAACAGGCUUUUGUUUCCCAGAGAGUGAGACGUGUCCAUGUGGCAUAAAGAAUGGGUACAAGGCGAGAUGGGAGCCUAUUGAGUGCGACUGUGCACCUGUUCGUGCCGAGGCCAGAGGACAGUGGGCUUUGCCUGUCAGCGCUUUGUUGCAGCUCUGCCGUGUGAUCCUGCCAGCCAGGCCGGACUCUUUUGGGUAUGUGCACCCAGGCCGUAAUUGUCACUGUCCAGCUGGAGUCAUUACAGGCCCGAGCAAGUGCCUGUUUGUCAAAAAGGGGUGAAUGUCUAAUCUACCACAGACACACACACACACACACACAUACACACAGACUGGUCUGAAGAGAGGAGAUAAGAGGGUGGUGGUAUUGCCUUCAAGAGAUUUUUGCCUGACUGGAGACCAGUUGAGCGGCGCUGGGAGAGGCGUCGUGCGCCUUUGUGGACAGAAAAGGACACAAAAUCAGACUUGUGCCUGACUGGGGCCCUGUUGUAAAAAAAGAAAAAAAAAAGAAAAAAAAGAAAAAAAAAAGGAAAAAAGCACACAUAACUGAAGCGAACCCUUUGCUCAGAAGUCUGCAUCUUUAAGAAAUGCACUUCCACAACUGACUGCGCCAAGGACGUGCGGUCAGCCAGAGAGUAUGUCUUCUCUGAUGACAAAAAUAUAAGAAAAAAAAAGACUCGCAAACGAGACGAUAUUUAAAUGCACAUUAGCUUUGAAUGCACUGCUGUUCAUUAUUAUUUUGAGCUGUAAAUAUUUGUACAGAUGAGAACUUUACAAAGUGCAACGAAUGAAGAAAUGAGAAAACGGCAUUUCUUUGUAAAUAUACUAAAUGCACUCAAAUCGGUAUAAUUUCUAUUCUAUAAUUAUUUUAUUAUUUGUGAUGUACAGAGUUUCAUGAUAAUCAUAUAUUUCUUACAUUGAUAAGAGUAAUUUAAUGUGUAUUCGAUAUUUUUUGCAGAGGGUGGAAAAUACCAUUAUUAAUGUCUACCUCAUAAUUGCAUAUAGGAUCUGAGUUUUGAGGUGCAUUCAGUUAGAGUGUAAAGAGCUUUUACAAUGAUAUAUAAGAUCAUUUAUAUACAUAUAUUACUGGAUAAUAUUCCACACCAUUACUGUACAAAUAAAAUUCCAAACAAAGUCUGCUACUUCUGAUGAUUAAUGCAACCUUUUUUGCCUUCAUUUCUUUUAUUUGAAGUGUUUCAAAGAGUCUGACUUCCCUAAAUGAAAAUAUAUUCUUAAAUUACACUAACAAUUUAAAACACAAGGUUUAAGAUCAUACUGAAUGACAUUUUAAGGAAAGAUAAGAAAGAAAUCCUGCAU
This is a messenger RNA of Scatophagus argus, 3081 nucleotides long. It is a transcript of the gene gdf6a, whose product is annotated as growth differentiation factor 6a. Gene Ontology annotation, cellular component: extracellular region. Gene Ontology annotation, molecular function: growth factor activity; cytokine activity. The transcript is spliced from 2 exons. Gene Ontology annotation, biological process: SMAD protein signal transduction; BMP signaling pathway. The record is from RefSeq and is a predicted model, not a curated record. NCBI's taxonomy places the organism in Eukaryota, Metazoa, Chordata, Actinopteri, Scatophagidae. The coding region runs from base 201 to 1520 and encodes 439 amino acids.